AUGGCAGCCAUUCUAUCAAGUGCAAUCUUUCGUCGUCAAAAUAGUCGAUACUUUAGCAUUUAUAAUGAUGCUUUAAGUUCUACAAUUUCCACACCACUUUCAACCUAUAUGCAAACAUUUUGGAAAGAUUCUCAAAGAAAAGCCGGUACUAUGUUUGACUUGGCUCAAAUAUUAGGACCUUUUUUAUGGGCUGUUCCAAAGAAAAAAACUUCCCAUUCAAAAAAGAGAAUGCGUUCUGCCAAUAAAGGAUUGAAAGAUAAAACAAACAUAGUCGAUUGUCAUAGUUGUGGUCAAAAACACUUGGUACAUCAUUUAUGUCAUAAUUGUUAUAAAGAUUUUAAGUAUAGAGAAAAGAUGGAAAGGGAUGGCUUGUCAUUUUAUUAA
Messenger RNA from Funneliformis geosporum, 384 nucleotides. The record is from the annotation of a GenBank genome assembly. Lineage: Eukaryota; Fungi; Glomeromycota; Glomeromycetes; Glomerales; Glomeraceae.